Rhododendron vialii is the source of this 1550-nucleotide messenger RNA. Its product is annotated as diacylglycerol O-acyltransferase 2D-like. Gene Ontology annotation, biological process: triglyceride biosynthetic process. Bases 216 to 1271 code for a protein of 351 amino acids. The transcript is spliced from 9 exons. Gene Ontology annotation, molecular function: diacylglycerol O-acyltransferase activity. NCBI's taxonomy places the organism in Eukaryota, Viridiplantae, Streptophyta, Magnoliopsida, Ericales, Ericaceae. The record is from RefSeq and is a predicted model, not a curated record. Gene Ontology annotation, cellular component: endoplasmic reticulum membrane.
AAAGACGCUCUCACUCUCUUGUUCGUGUUUGCGCACCCGCUCGCACGCCAACUGGUGGAGGUGGAUUCCAAAAUCAAACCGUCCAGGGUGUCGCCGUCGGGGAUGGUUGUUGUGGGUUGUUGGACUUUUGGAGCGGUUUGGUGGAAGGAAUCUCACUGGAUUGGAAAGUCAACUCAAGCGUGCUUUCCGAUGACACAGCAAAAAAGUUUCUAGUUAUGGUUGUACUAUAUAUAGUCGUACUUGUGAAUUGUAAUCUCAAUCGACUGUCCUCGAUGGUGACCGGCACCGCAGACGGUAGGCGGCGAACGCAGCCCUCAGUGGCGGCGGAGCCGAUAUCGGCGGAGUUCAGGGGAUCAAAGGGAUCAGUAGUUCACGGGGUUCUGGCAAUGAUUGUUUGGCUUGGUGGUAUCCACUUCAACAUUGUCGUCGUGGUUGCUUCGUUCCUCUUUCUUUCCCUUCCUCACUUUUUCGCGGUAUUGGGGUUGCUUGUGAUUUUUACACUGAUUCCGAUAGACGAUAAUAGCAAUUUGGGCCAGAAAUUAGCAAGGUAUAUCUGCAAGCAUGCUUGUGGUUAUUUUCCGGUGACCUUACACGUGGAGGAUAUUAAAGCCUUCGAUCCAAACAAGGCCUAUGUUUUUGGGUAUGAGCCGCAUUCAGUUUUGCCCAUUGGUUCAAUUGCACUCAAUGAGCCCACAGGUUUCAUGCGUCUUCCAAAAGUUAAGACCCUCGCGAGUAAUGCUGCAUUCCACACACCAUUCGUUAGGCAUAUAUGGACAUGGAUGGGACUUGCACCUGCCUCAAGAGAAAAUUUCUUGUCUUUCUUGGAUGCCGGUUACAGCUGCAUCAUAGUGCCUGGUGGAGUGCAGGAGAUAAACCACAUCCAACGAGGUUCCGAGGUUGCCUUCCUCAAGUCAAGACGAGGAUUUGUACGCAUAGCCAUGGAGAAGGGCAAACCCUUGGUUCCAGUUUUUUGUUUUGGACAGUCGCACGUCUAUAAGUGGUGGAAGCCCAGUGGGAAACUGUACGGGCAAAUUUGUAGAGCUAUUAAAUUCACCCCAAUGAUCUUCUGGGGAAUCUUUGGGUCUCCCGUACCCUAUCCCCGUCCAAUGCAUGUGGUGGUCGGUAGACCUAUUGAAGUCGAGAAAAAUCCAAAUCCCACCAAGGAAGAGGUCAAUGAAGUACAAAGUCAGUUUAUUGAAGCGCUUCACGACCUCUUUGAGAGCCAUAAAGCGAGGGCUGGCUAUCCGGAUCUUCAGCUGCGAGUUCUUUGAUGAUCAGGGUUCUUCAAUUGCGAAUCGCAUACUUGCGAAACUCUUUUUAUUCCUCCAUACAGUAUAUAAACUAGAUCUUCGUGUUAUUCAUCAUGUUUUCAUGCUUCAUACGGUUGAUUAACUUACCAGACCAAAGGGGCGGAUUCAUUGAGCGGGGGAAGUAGCAUGUGCCACCGCCAAAUCCAAAAUGGGAAAUUUUAGUCGUCGUCGGUCGCAUAAGAGAACAAACACGUGUACCUUUUUUUGGGUGUUGAGCGUAUUGAUGGAUGAUUAGUCUAU